AUGAAGCCAGCAGAGAUCAGAUUCUCUCUACAGAGACCUCUACAGCACAGAGAUCCAGCCAUGGCACCUACAAUCACUGCAGCAAUGACCAAUUCUCAGGAGCAUCUCACUCUGACCCACAAGCUCAGAAAGCCUCUGGUGGAGAAGUUACGCAGAGAGCGAAUCAACAGCAGCAUCGAGCAGCUCAAGUCUCUCCUGGGUCCAGACUUCCUCAAACAGCAGCCAGACUCCAAGCUGGAGAAAGCAGACAUCCUGGAGAUGACAGUUUGUGUCCUGAGACGACUGCAGCAGCAGCAGCAUCAACAGCAGAGAAGACUGCUGAACCACGUCAACAAGCUGCAGUCUUCCUCUGACAACAACCUGACAGAGGCUGACUUCUCUCCUCUGAGCUCCACAGUCCACACCAGCAUCACCAAAGACAAGAGUCCAGACAACAGCGCCCUCUGGAGGCCGUGGUAGACACCAACUCACUGGAGUUACUGCCACACAAACUCUCAUGACCACAUUGGUCAAAGAUUACUGGACUGAAUCCUUUGAAAUUUGAUGGACUUGUUCUUCUGUAUGUACAGAAGGCUGUAUUUUGUGUAUUGAGUUUGUUCAAGAUGACAUUUCCUGAGGAAAUGACAGCAACAAUAUCUUUCAAGUUGAGAAAGAGAACCUCUUGUCAUGCAUGUUGCAUGAACAACAUCUGAUUGCAUCAGCAAUUAUUAUCAUACCUCACUGUACUUCAUGUGUUGGUAGUAUAUGCUAUGAUAACAUUUGUUAUCUUUUGAUUGUUAUUGAUCAUUUUGAUCAGAAAACUUUAACGGCCCUGUUUAUGGAAAUAUUGCCAUAAUGAAUUUUUAAUCUUUAAUCUUUGUGAUUAAUCAAAACUGAUCUGUUGUCAGAUCCAAAUGUUUAUACUUGUUGCGAAAAGUUUUGCUUCACGUCACAGUUUUCCAGUGACACUUUUAUGAUUCACCUUAUGACAGGUAUCAUCAAAAUAUAAUACGAUGGUGAUAUCUUUCACGUCUUUAUGAGUAAUGAUCAUUUUGAUCAAAAUUCUUAAUAAUUGUCUUUUUACUGUUAAAGUUUUGAUUACUGUCACAGUUUUCAGUGACAAUUCAAAUCUUAACAAUUUGAGAAAAAAUAAGUGUUCAUUCAGAACGAUGUGAUCUGUUUUAAGGUCAGUUUUUACCAUUUUAUGUUUUGUUCGCAAAAUACAAAUGUUUUAAUCCAUUUGAGAAAAUCUCUCAAAGGACAGUGAGGACUGUGUCCUCAAAUAUUGAAAAUCGUUUGUCUUUUAUAAAGACAGCUGUUCCUUUACUCUCUCUGAGUACAGUGUGUCUUGUAGAAAUCUACAAGUUGUUGUGAUGUAUCAUCACCUCUAGAUGGAGCUUUGUCACUUCAUGUGGAUCAUUAUGCCUUGUUGAAUAAACAAACACUGCAAACUGAA
This is a messenger RNA of Acanthopagrus latus (yellowfin seabream), 1435 nucleotides long. RefSeq names its product transcription factor HES-2-like. Gene Ontology annotation, cellular component: nucleus. The transcript is spliced from 2 exons. Gene Ontology annotation, molecular function: DNA-binding transcription factor activity, RNA polymerase II-specific; protein dimerization activity; RNA polymerase II cis-regulatory region sequence-specific DNA binding. Bases 1 to 459 code for a protein of 152 amino acids. Gene Ontology annotation, biological process: anterior/posterior pattern specification; regulation of transcription by RNA polymerase II; regulation of neurogenesis. The record is from RefSeq and is a predicted model, not a curated record. NCBI's taxonomy places the organism in Eukaryota, Metazoa, Chordata, Actinopteri, Spariformes, Sparidae.